Lachancea thermotolerans CBS 6340 is the source of this 825-nucleotide messenger RNA. It is a transcript of the gene GPI2, whose product is annotated as phosphatidylinositol N-acetylglucosaminyltransferase. Gene Ontology annotation, biological process: GPI anchor biosynthetic process. Gene Ontology annotation, cellular component: glycosylphosphatidylinositol-N-acetylglucosaminyltransferase (GPI-GnT) complex; membrane. Lineage: Eukaryota; Fungi; Ascomycota; Saccharomycetes; Saccharomycetales; Saccharomycetaceae. The transcript has a single exon. Bases 1 to 825 code for a protein of 274 amino acids. The record is from RefSeq and is a predicted model, not a curated record.
AUGACAAAGCCAUGGCAAAGACUUCUCUGGCUCAAACAGGACUAUCCUGAUAACUAUACAGACCCCGACUUUCUAAAUGAGGUUGCCAAACUUCAAGAAGCGCUGUCAGAGCCCCAGAAAACUUCCAGCUACGCUCAGGUUGUUAUUGAUUUCUCACUAUUCUACCAUCGUAUCUUAAACACCGGACUCACGUAUGUGGCCUUCACGCUUUUGCACUUCUACCAUUUCAACCCAAUCUAUUUUACUAUUGGUCUCACAUCUUUUGCAUUCCUCAUCGCAAUUAUCUACCACUAUACCACAGUGCAGAUCAAGUCCUCCUUAAUAAUCAUUUUCACCAUGUUGAUACUAUCACCAGUUUUGAAGUCCCUUUCAAAAACUACAUCUUCAGAUUCGAUAUGGACGAUAUCAUGUUGGCUCACAGCAUUCUAUGUCCUGUCAAUAUUUUUGCAUACCGACUCAAUCACUUCUACUAACAUUCUGGUCGCUAACGUCGCAGUUUUAGCAUCAAGACUUGAGUCGACAACAGACGUUUUUUGCUUUUUGCUAAUUUGCAUAGAGAUCAACAUUCUACUGCCCUAUGUUGAACAAUCGUUGCUAGCACGCAACUAUAACUUGACCUAUGCGAUAACAUUCUGUCUCGACAAUCUUGUAGCAUAUUAUUUUGUUGCAAAAUGUCUAGGAUGGUACUAUGUCUUCAUCUUCGGAAUGAGUGCCAUUACAUUUGUGCUAGUUUUGCCACGCUACUUCAUUUACUGGCAAAGGAACUACUACAAAAGCGAUCCCUACUUAUGUAGAUGGGAUGCAAAGAAACCCGUCCUCGAUUAA